AUGGCCGGAAAUCGAAGUCUCUGCACCACGGUUCAUGCCUCCAAAUCUGAAGUUGAUCAUCAGUUUUCCAGCUUUCAGGGAAAUGAAGAAUCAUUGUUGAUGAGGAGUGUUCUAGGAAGUAUGGAAAGAGUUUAUCUGCAGAGAAAUCCAACUGCGAAAGCUAUAUUAGAGCUGGUUAAGUCGGUUGAUGACGGUGAUAAAAUCUGCUAUGAUCAUCUUGCUUUCAGGACCUUUGGGGUUAAGGGUCAUGGGAUUGAGUCUCUGGCAAAUUUCUUCCUGGAUUAUGGAUAUAAACAACAGGAGGAGCUGAGAUUUCCGGCAAAAAAAUUGAAAGCUCUGUGGUUUUCGCCUCCGAGUGGAGUCCCAGAUGCUGGCAGUGGAAGUGGUGUUAAUGGCCCUUUGCCGAGAAUUUUUAUAUCAGAGCUUCUUGUCGAUCAAUUAAGUCCACAAGCUCAAGAAAUAAUUGAAAAAUACAUUGAAACAUCAGGCAAUGGAUAUAAACAUGCAACUCUUGCAAGUGCUCUGGGAUCGUUAACGUGGAAGAAGCCCUUCUUUUCUGACUUCCAGCAAUUGGCAAGGGAGAGUGAAUAUGCUGCCUGGACACUUGUGAAUGGUUAUGCACUCAACCAUGUCACUAUUUCCACUCAUCGCCUGAAAACUCACUUGAGAAGGAUCAAAACCCUCAAUCAGUUCCUCCAGGAGAAUGGAUUCAAAUUGAAUUCUGAAGGGGGUGUUCUCAAAGUGAGCCCUGAUGGUCUCCUGCUGCAAAGCUCAACUGUAGCAGACUCAAUCUCUUUCAAGUUUUCUGAUGGCAUCACUGAAUCAGUUCCCUGUUCAUACAUUGAGUUUGCUGAACGCCUUGUGUUGCCACAAUAUAAAAAUAUACCUGAGGAGGAGCUCAAGGAGUUUCACAGGCGAGAUGGAUUCGAGGUUGGAAAUGCUGAUAAGAUCUUUGAGAGCACAUCUAAAGAGCAAUUGACAAGGCGAACUGCAUGA
Messenger RNA from Dovyalis caffra, 996 nucleotides. The record is from the annotation of a GenBank genome assembly. NCBI's taxonomy places the organism in Eukaryota, Viridiplantae, Streptophyta, Magnoliopsida, Malpighiales, Salicaceae.